Molecule: messenger RNA, 957 nt
Organism: Diaporthe batatas
Lineage: Eukaryota; Fungi; Ascomycota; Sordariomycetes; Diaporthales; Diaporthaceae
Exons: 5
Coding region: 1-957 (318 amino acids)
Source: RefSeq, a predicted model, not a curated record
AUGUCGCAGUCGCAGGACAACAACCAAUCUUGUGAAGUGGCAUCCCCCGCCCUUCACAAAGACGCAAUAGAGGGUGGCACAACCGUCCCCUCCACCGUACCUUUAGCUGACCGCCCAGCGUUGGCAGAGUCGAAGAACUUUCCAAAUUGCGGCCACACCAUCAGUGGUGUCCUCUACAAGGACUUUCUCGACGCCGACAGACAGGAUUGCCCAAACAGCUUCAUGCGGUUUGGCUCUUGUGGUCACGCGAUCAUGGGCCAAGCACUCCGACAGGCGCUCGUCAGCCGCACCAACGAAUGCCCAGUCUGCACACCCCCAAGCAACAGUGUGGCAUGCGACGCCCACUUGUACCAGAUAGAAGAGGAUCUCCGCGAUGUGCACACCGAGCGAUCUCGAGUGACAUUGCACCGAUACCAGGAUCCAUUGACGUUCGAUGGUGCGACAUGCGAGUUCUACAAGGGCAAAGACGGACGACCACGCCUCCGCGUCGAAAGUGAGGUAUGGAAGUCGUGGUCGCGGAGUGAGAGGGAGCGCUUCGUGUACUGCACCAAUGUCCGACUGGGUCUACCCGCGGGUGAUAGGCAUGAGGCGCCGACCAACCCGAAAAACCUGAAUCACCCGGAGCACACUCUUCUCCAACCAGCGGGCAGCAUGCGCCUCAACUCGCGCGGCAAGCCCGACCCCGAGGCAGCGGCUGCUGCCAUCCGACAACUUCUUGCCACAUCUGACAAGGACGUGGCAGCCAGUGUGGCGGCUCGCAAGUCCUGCGUGGACUCCGCCAACCAACCUGCUGGUGGAAACGGAGAUGCGAAAGACGUGGUCAGCACCCAGUCCCAGGAGCUUGUCACCGCCAACGGCGACGGAACGGAUCACGUUGGAUCGUGGGUCCUUCCAAAGACUCUUAUGGGCAUGAUCUGGGAGAUCGGAAGGAUUUUUCACAAGACGGAUAGCACCUGA